Messenger RNA from Postia placenta MAD-698-R-SB12, 1401 nucleotides. RefSeq lists its product as hypothetical. Gene Ontology annotation, molecular function: FMN binding; oxidoreductase activity. The transcript is spliced from 7 exons. Lineage: Eukaryota; Fungi; Basidiomycota; Agaricomycetes; Polyporales; Adustoporiaceae. The record is from RefSeq and is a predicted model, not a curated record. The coding region runs from base 1 to 1272 and encodes 423 amino acids.
AUGUCAUCCGUGUGGUCGACAUUUGCAAAGACGUCUUAUACCAGUCGCCGCGCACCAGUGCUCGGCACUUUCGGUGUAGACAAGCUCGAGCAAAUUGCACGCGAGAAGCUCAAAGAAUCCCCAGACGCAUUCCUCUAUGUAUUCGGCAGCGCAGGUACAGGCUCUACAAAGGAAGAGAACCGCAAGGAAUUUGAAAGGUGGAAGAUCGUACCACGCGUGCUGCGGAAUGUGGCGGGUCGCAACAGCGAGACGACACUUUUUGGAGUGAAGUACCCAUCUCCGCUACUCUUUGCGCCCGUAGGAGCACAGGGUAUUGUACAUGCCGAUGCUGAAGAAGCCAGCUCUGCCGCAGCGGGCAAGCUCGGUGUUCCCUUCAUCAUGAGUUCUGCAUCGACGCGCUCUAUCGAAGCCGUCGCGAAAGCAAAUGGGUCCGGGCCACGCUGGUUUCAGCUGUACUGGGGCAAGACGAACGACGUGAUGCACUCUCUUAUCACCCGCGCGAAGACGAAUGGGUUCAGCGCGAUCGUCUUCACCGUCGACUCGAUGAUGAUCGGUUGGCGCCCGUUCGAUCUCGACACGGGGUACUUGCCGUUCGGGCACGGCGUCGGUGCGCAAGUCGGGUUGACAGACCCCGUGUUUAUGCGUAAGGUGGGACUGGACGUGUUCCCACCGGAUGCAAAGCCCGAGUUCCCGUAUGUAGCUGCGCGCCAGGACGAGCUCAUCGCACAGGGAGACAAGGCCGCCACCGACAGCCUGAAGGCGGGGCAGGCGUUUGUUGGCGAGAUGCUUGACCCGGCAAAGGUAUGGGAGGACCUCGCAUACCUGAGGAAACACUGGGAGGGCCCGCUAAUCAUAAAGGGUGUCCUUUGUGCUGAGGAUGCGGAGCUAGCUAUCAAGCACGGAGCGGACGGCAUCGUCGUGUCUACACACGGUGGUCGCCAAAUCGACGGCUCGAUCUCGUCCCUACUCGGCCUGCACCAGAUCAUGCAGAGCCCGAUCGUGCGAACCGCACAGGCGGAGGGACGAUUCACCAUCCUGCUUGACUCUGGGGUUCGCACCGGCAGCGACAUCUUCAAGGCUCUGGCGCUCGGUGCGCAGGGUGUCCUGUACGGCCGCCCGGUCAUGUACGCGCUCGCGAUAGCGGGCCAGGAGGGCGUAGAAGCCCAGGUCCGGACCGUCCUUGCCGACUUUGAGAUCACACUUGGGCUGGCAGGAUAUGCGAGCGUUGAUGAGCUACGCAAGAACGGAGAGAAGGCGCUUGUACGUAUUUAGAACGCUGAUGCAUAUGCAUAUGUAUGGAACGCAGCGUCGCAGGUUGAGUCGAUGAAAUCGUCAUGUAUUACUAUGUAUUUACUUGCAAUCCGAUCUGGGUGCAUCUAGACCUCACAGAUGCCAUUAAAA